ACAUCCAAAAGGAUGUUUAAUAAAUGCGGAAGUUUCUAGUACAAAAUUUUAGAUCGUCGGUGUAAAAAGAUUUAGUUUCGUGGAGAAAAUUUACACUUUUGUAUAUUUAACUUAUCUUCUGGUUUGUUUACAGAUCAAAACAUGGAAAUUUUAAAAUUAUAAUCAUGCAAUUGUCUCUGAGUUUUAAAAGGUUUUUCAGGUUUAAAUAUUUUAUUUUAGAAACUCACACGGUUUAACUAAAAAUGACUUCAAAAACUGUUAACAAAGAAUUAAUUAAUUAUGAAGAAUCAGUCGAUUUUGAAACGGCAAUUUCUGAGGCGCAUUUUGGAAAAUUCAAUAUUUUCCUCAUAUUAUUAAUAGUAGCAAGUUAUUUCGCUAUAAAUUUUGAUUUGACGACGAUGUCUUAUGUUAUACCAAUAGCUCGAUGCGAUUUACAAAUAACUUUAGAACAAGCCGGACUUUUAAAUAGUAUUACAUAUUUAGGAAUGAUUCCGAGUGCUUUUAUAUGGGGUUUUAUGGCCGAUACGAUAGGAAGAAAGAAAAUAAUCGUUUCUUGUUUUGCGAUAAACGCCUUUUUUAUUAUUUUAAUCGGAAUUUCGCAGACUUAUAAAAUGUUGGUGGUUUUAAAAUUUUUUUCUGGAUUUAUUAUAAGUGGUCCCAUUGGUACAUUAACAUCAGUGUUAUCUGAAUAUCAUUCCUCGCAAUAUCGAGCUCAAGUUGUGCUUUUAAUAGGGCUUGUUUAUGCGGCGGGAAAUAUGGUGGUGCCCCUUUUAGCCUGGUUGAUAAUACCGUUGAAUUGGAACGUUAAGUUCUUAAACGGAACGUUAAAGUCGUGGAACUUUUUUUUGAUGAUAAGUUCGUUUCCUUGCAUCAUCAGUUCGAUUGGGCACUUUUUCAUACCGGAAAGUCCGAAAUAUUUGAUGACAGCUGGUAAAAAUGAGGAAGCUUUAAGAGUUUUCCAAAAAGUUUUUUGUUUGAAUACGGGGAAAUCCCCCGAAAAUUAUCCGGUUAAAAAGCUUAUCAACGAAGAUAAAAGGGUUGAGAGUACUUCUUCGAUUCAAGCUUUAAAAAAUGGGGUUCAACAAAUUAAACCGUUGUUUCAACGAGAUUAUUUAUGGAAUUUUUUGUUGAUUGGUAUGAUUCAAGUUGGAUUUGUGGCGUGUAUGAAUAGUUUAAGGACUUGGUUGCCACAAAUUUUUACUAUUUUAACUGAUUAUAAGACAAAUAAUCCAAAUAGUGAUGCUGAUUUUUGUAAAAUGAUUCAAAAUUUUACUAAUAUUAAUUCGACUGCGGAAUUAGAUAAUUGUAACGAGAAUCCUGAUAGCUCAGUCUAUAUAAACUCUUCAAUUAUAUUCACCUCAACCAUAUUAGCCUUUUUAAUCACCGAAUUAACGAUAAAUAAAUUGGGAAAGAAACCAAUUUUAAUCGUUAUUGGUGUCAUCAGCGGUUUAGCUGGAUUCUUCAUCUAUUUCUCGGUCAACAUCGCAAUGAUGACUGCUUUGGCUGCGAUAAACACUGGCUUAGGAACUGUUUGUACUGAUGUUUUAAUGACUAUUUCUGUUGAUGUCUUUCCUACAAGUUUAAGAACUGUUGGAUUAGCUAUAAUUUUUACCAUGGCUCGAGUGGGAAUAUUAUCCGGAAAUAUGCUUUUUCCCGUUUUAUUGAAAAUAGGUUGCCUACCACCGUUUUUAACGAUAGGAUGUACGAUUUUGAUAUGUUCGAUGCUAGUUUUUUUGUUACCAAAUACAGACAAUAAAGCGCUUGAGUAAGAUGA
This is a messenger RNA of Onthophagus taurus, 1774 nucleotides long. Its product is annotated as synaptic vesicle glycoprotein 2C-like. Lineage: Eukaryota; Metazoa; Arthropoda; Insecta; Coleoptera; Scarabaeidae. Gene Ontology annotation, biological process: transmembrane transport. Gene Ontology annotation, cellular component: membrane. Gene Ontology annotation, molecular function: transmembrane transporter activity. The record is from RefSeq and is a predicted model, not a curated record.